AUCUUAGUGGUCACGUGAUCUCUAGUGCUUUAGUGGGUUUCGAAUAAUUCAGUUUAGCUUGUAAAUAGUACCAGUGUACAUACUGUACAGAGAUAAAGAAAAGGAUGAGUUCCAGUAAUCGUGCCACCUCCAAGGGUGGCAAAGGAACAAAGGCUGAUAAAUCUCACAAGUCAGAUAAAACAGAAAGUGGAAAGAGUGGUGAGAAGCAGCAUCAGAAUAUGAGCAACAAGAAUGAAGAUCCCAGUAUUAAAGACAAGGUUAAACAGUUGAUAGAAAUGACACAGAGGUCUGAAGAAGAGGUUUGCCUUGCCCUUCAUGAAUGUGACUAUGAAUUGAAUCAAGCCAUAAAUAUGCUGUUUGAAACCAUUGGCACUGGAGAAUGGGAGACGCGAGUGAAGAAGAAAAAGACCAGGCAAGCGUCGGCGGGCGGCAAACAGGACAAGCCCGACGACCCGAACGCCCCCUCCGCCGUCCCGGCGACUGACGACUGGGACGACAAUCCCACCAUCGUGGGCGGCGGGGCGGACGACGGCGGCGCGGGGGGGCGGUCGCAGGGCGGCGGCGGGCCGGACGGCAGGAGCGCGCGCAGCAAGAACGGCCCGCCGCCGCGGCUGCACGGCCGCCACCAGAGCGACGGGCGCGGGUGGCGGGGCAGGGAGCGGCACGAGAACGACCGCAACAGCGGCCACCAGCAGCACGACGAGGGUGGCCGGCCGGACUUCCACCGCGACAGGGAGCGGCGCGGCAGGCCGGGCGGGCCGAGGGGUGGCCGGGGCGGGGGUCGCGGGGGCGGCCGUGGGGGGCGGUACGCUCCGCGCGGCGGCAGAGGCGGAUCGUCGUACGGCAAGCCGAUCGACACGUGGGACAGCUCGAAUACGUGGGACAACAGUACGGCCGCCGUCGCCACCGAUAAUCACGCUGCAGAGGAAAACUGGGACGACACUUUCCCUGGUACGGACGAAUGGUCGACGGAGGAGUACCAGGGCAGCCUGGCCGACACUAAAGUAUUCACGCCCAGCAUGGCGCAGAUGGAGGCGGCCGCCGCCAGCGAUGCCGCCGCCGCUGCGGCCGGUCAGGCGAUGGCCGAUCCCUCGAUGGGCGGUGCGCUGAUGGGGCAGUCGAUGCAGCUGCCGUCGCAGAGCCCCGUGCCGCCCAUGGUGGGCACUCUGACUGCCGCCCAGACGCAGUACUUCUCGCAGUUGCAACAAAAUAACGACACCCUUGGCAAACCCUACAUAAGUCCCAACCAGUCUUACCAAAACCAAAACUACGAGAAAACUACUCCGGCUCAGUACAGUGCCGUCAAUCAGUACCCGAGCAAUGUCACCUCUCAGUACAACACGAGUCCUGCAUCACAAUACUCGUCGUCGCAGGUGUACAGCGGCGGGCAGCAGUACGCCGGGCCGAACGGCGCGUACCCGGAGACGGCGGCCUCGGCGGCGGCGUACCAACCGGCCGCGAGCGGCGGCUACGGCGGGGCGCAAGAGCAGCCGCCCACCUCCGCCCAGCAACCAGCGUCGAGGACGAAGACGCAGCGGGCGAGGGUGCCGCCUCCUUCCAAGAUACCCGCCAGCGCUGUGGAGAUGCCCGGCGAGCUGAACUCCAGCAUCGGUUAUCUGGACGUGCAAUUCGGAGCGAUGGAUCUGAUCGACGCCAAUUCCUCUUUCGAUACCAGCAUCGACAGCAAAUACGGGGUGGCACAGACGAACAGCUUGGACGCUGCGUCGACGACGCCCACCAACAAUUUGGAUCUCAAUACUUCUAAUCAAAACUCUAACCUGGACGCCUACUCUCCAAAGACUAACACACAAAGCAGUAUUAGCUCUGCGUUGUCACAGAGCCUCUCGAACUCCGACAGCAUUCCACAGCCGAGCACAGACGUCCUCACCGCAAAGUACAACAGCAGCAGCAGCGCACCUGCCUCGUCGGCAUCGGCGACGUCGAGGAGCGCGACGCAGCAGGCGAGCGGCGGCGCGUCCACGACGGCGCCCUCGGCUAACGCCUCCGCAGGGCUGGACCUGAAGCAGGACGGGUACGCGCAGCAGGGCGCGUACAACGCGUACCAGGCGAAGAGCGGCGGGGGCGCGUACAACGCGUCGACGUACAGCGGCGCGACGACGACCGCCAGCUCGUACGCCUCCAACCAGCCGAACAGCUACACCGGCAACCAGGCAGGGUCGUACAGUACGCCGAGCAACUCGUACCCGAACGCGUACUCGUCGAACAGCAGCUACCAGGCCACCAACAAUUCGGCGGGAUACCCGUCGAUCACGCAGGCCGGCGGCGCGUAUCCUAGUGGCGGGCAGUCGUACCAGCAGAGCAGCCAGUCCGUGUACGGGGCCAAUGCAGGAUUGAACAACAGCUCAAGCUACGGCAACGCAUCGUCAACAAGUCAGUACAACAGCUACAAUUCUAGCAACAAAAUCAACAAAGAUAAUGCUUAUGAUAGCACUUCAAAUACUUCUGCUGGAAGCCAAACGACAACGACGAACGCCACCUUGUCUGCCAGUUCAACGCUGUCGCAAACCACAGUCAGUGUCAGUAAAGCGUCUUCGACGACAUUGGCAGCGAAAAAUUCCAACAGUGUUGUGUCGAACAUCCCGCCUGGAGUUACACCUGUUAUGAGCACGCCAUACAUCAUGGGCCAAGUGCCAUAUUUCCAACAGCCUGUGUAUUCUUAUGAAGAUAUGCAGUUGCUGCAACAAAGACUGCCACCUCAUAUGACGACCCCCUACUAUGACAUGAGUUACCAGACGCCGACGACGCUGGCCGCCGUGAGGGAGGCCGCCGCUCUCGGCAACGUCGGCUACUCGCUGUCCGACGGCCGGUUCGCCCGAGCCGACAACAACGCCUCGCCGGUCCCGUCGACCAUGUCGCAGCAGACGAGCACGCUGACGCAGGGGCACCAGGCGCAGCCCAUUUUGGCGGGGACGGCGCCGCCUCCUUAUUUCUUCGCCACGCCUUUCAAUACGCUGGCGCCGAACUACCAGUUCGGCACGAUGUAUACGCAACUGCCUGCCGCGACGAACGCUCAUGGCUCCAGCAACAGCACGCAAUACCCGAAGCCGGCAGGCUACAGCUCGGCGUACGGCAGCUACGACGCGCUCGGCCAGUCGCAGGACUACGCGAAGGGCGGCUACGCGGCCACCUCGCAGGGUCAGAAGGGGCAGGGCGGCGGUGGUGGGGGCGGCGGAGGUGGCACCUCGGCUGCCGGGGCGGCCGGCAACGAUUUGAGCGCCAUGUACGCCAAGUCGCACGCCGCCUUGGGGAAAGUCAAUUCGUACGAGAAGCAGGCCUUCCACUCGGGCACGCCGCCGCCGUUCGCCGGCGCCGGCCUGCACGCCGGCCAGAGCGCCGGCCUGGCCCCCACCGGCGCCGGCUACGCCCCGCAGGUCUACAUACCGGCGAUGGCGCCGCACCAGCAACACCACUCGACGCAUCUCAUGACGCAGCCGCUGCAUCAGGAUUCUGGAAAUACUACUGGUCAACGAUCUCAGGGUUCGAAUCAGGCAAAGAGUGGAACUAAGCAACCCUAUCAGACUUCUUACUGGAAUCAAGCAUAAGGUGUUAUCUCUAAUUGGCCGCUCACUACUUCGCCCUUCCUCUUAACAAAAAAGAAACUAGUUCAUUCAUUUAGGCGCUACUUCAUUAGCAUAUACAUACCAAGUAUUUUAUUAAAACAAAAAGUGUGAAAAGCGUCAAACUAUUUUCCUAUUGUAUCGAUUUUUAGAAUUCUAAUUCUCUGACUUCAUGUGAAAUAAAUUGAAGCCGGUAUGAUAUUUUUUACAUUCGUGAUCUAUCUAAAGUUCAUUUUUGUUUCAGUUUUCGUAUACCACUGUUAUUUUGAGAUUUUUUUUUGUAAAAUCAGUGUGCGAUCUAUUCGAAUAUUUCGGUUUUUUUAGAUUUCAAGGAACAUUUAUUUUUUGGCCAGUUAUUGAAAUUAAUUGCUUAAUUUUGUACUUGAAAGCUACGCUUUUUCAGUUUGUAUAUAUUAUACUUUUUUUAAGAAAGCUAGUAUUUUAUUUCACAUUUAGCCUUUUUUGUGGCGAAGUUGUUGGGCUCAUGUCUGAUGAAACUAAAAGUCAAUUCGGUUAGUUUUUUUUUGUUGGUAAUUUGAACUACAUGAACAUCGUUAGGAAAAGCAAAUUGUAUUUCGUCACUUAUUGCAGUACACAGGGUUCUCACACUCGAUAAUUCCUACUGCUGUUUUCGAUUAUCUGAUUGUGAAAGUUCCUUUCAACAUUUAUUCCACCCAACUAGAAAUUACUUCUGAAUUUUUUUCUUUUUUUAUGGAAAUGAUCUUCAAACGUAGAAUGUUUUUUCAUAUUUCGAUAUCCUAUGUGGUAAUAGUGUGAGUUUUUGAUGGAUUUUCAAGGUAUUUUGAACUGAACUUUUAGGUUGCAGAAGGUGCACAGCCUCUAGUACUGCAACAUGAUGCAUGUUGAAUGAGAGUUCAGUACAUUUUCACUUCAAGAAUUUUGAAUUCAAUUUUUUUUUACCAGAAUGCAGUGACAUCGAUAUAAUCAAAAGGUAUAUCAAUAAGGGGUAGCCAAUUUGACUUUACCAUUCCUCUUGCGGUAAAUAGUGUCUGUAGUUAAUUGACUUUCACUAUCAAAAUUUGAUUGUUGAAUUGUGUAAUGCUUCGAAGGGUGUCCAGUUGAUUAAAACUGAUGUUGGUGAUUUUUCGCUUCUCGUGUUUUUUUGAUGAAUAUGACAGUUGAACACCAACAACUUGUUUUUCAUAUAGAUAGUUUGAAUAUUCAUGAAAUGAAAUUCCAAAAUAUAUAUUUUGUAAAUUUCUUGAAAUUCUGUAUGUCGCUACUUCGAAAUUGGGAACCAUCUCCCAAGAAAUUCUAGUUUCAAUCUAGUUUCCACACGUCAGACUGCUGAAAUAUGUUACGUGCCAUGCAAACCUCACUUGUUGAGAUAUUUCUUAUAUGGAUCCAAAAACAACAACUCAGAAAAAAAAUAAUUUUCUCACUCAACAGACACGAAACAUGCGAAGUGGAAUUUCCUUAGGGAGAUUAUACAGUGCUCUUAAUGAAAAAUACUACCUACAUAGCCAAAUUAUUCGGCCACAGUAGGACCUGAGGGAAAGGGGUAUGGCUCGAUAUCUCACGCGAGUCAUGUCUUAUGUAGGGUCUAAACGUGAAAGCACGGUAUGAGAUUCGCGAAAAUAUACUUCAUUAUUGAACCAUACAUCGAAUAUGAGCUGGAAAUUGAAGUAUAACAUUAUUUCAAUGAACAAAAGUAGAGUUGUCACUGUCACUUUAUGAAGGUGUAAAACCUCUUGAUGAAGUCAAUUGUUUUGUCACCAACAAAUAAUAAAAUUGUGUAGAACUUAUUUUUAAUUGGAAAGCAAUUGAUCACGCUCAUUUUCUCAAUCUCUUUGGAAAUCAACCAAAAACUUACAUUUCAUAAUCAAAAUUUUGAGUGUGUUCUACGUUUCGAUUAGGGUAUACUGUACCAUCAUUUCUCAUUAGUUCGUUGUUAGCACCUUUCAUCCCAUGUUAUUUCAUAAAAUAAGGAAGGAGCUAUGUAGUAGGCAAUUACAAUUAGAACAUUCGUUCAUCGAAUUAUUUCACAAAAGGUUUGUUUGUAAAAUGCUUUGUUUUUCCUGGUCGACAAAUUGAGAAGGCAAUGAAAAAAUGCGGACGAUUUCUUUCAAUUGUAAAUAAUGACUAGAGUAAAAAAAAUCGUACUGACCACACAACCGUGUAUCAAGUUCUGCCUGUGCAUACCCUGACUUGGAUUAGGUAAACCGGCUCACCUAUGGUACAGUGUUGCAUGACUGAUCUUGUGUUGCCUGUCCUAACAGAAUCGUAAGACGGUACGUUAAGGAUCGCUGUUUCUGUUUUAGGGCGGUAAGGUAGCCCGAGUUUAAAUCCAGUUUAUAGUUAGAUUUAUUAACUAAAUUUAAAUUAUCUUAUGUACCUAUGCUAUUUGUAUAAAUAUUCACUUUUAUUAAGGAAACACUGUAUAUGUGUAGUUUUGUUUUGUAUUUGCCGAUAACUUAUGAGAUAUGGAAUUACACGUGAAUACAUAUUUAUUUUCAGUGUGUAUUGUUUAUUGUAUUUUAUAUUUUUUCUUAAUUUGUAGAGAAGGAAGAUUAGACAAGUGAAUAAAAUGUAAUUUAUGUACAGCUGAAAUUUAAUUCUCAGAAUUUCUGUACUAUCGAUUAGACCGCAAAAGUUUCAACUUCAUCCUAUCCCAGAACAAUAAAAAUUUACUUGAACAGGGUGGCCAACUAAGACUCCAGAGUUUGAUUUCUCUGUUGUCUUGAGAGAUACAAAAAAAUUCAUGAAUCAAAAUUGAAAUAAUAACCCAGCUUGACAUUUCGAAAUUUUUUUGAAAUACACAGGGUGUUCCGUAAGGUCACAGCACAUCAAAGCUAUGUUUUUUUAUCGGAACACCCUAUAUUUUAUUUCAUUUUUUGAAUUCUCCCUGAAGAUCUGAUUUCAACGACCCAUCAUUCUUAGGGUCUAGGAGUGAAAGUUACUGAUAUAUAGGGUGUGCAAAAUCGAGAUUUUCCAAAUUCAGGAUUUUUUUUCUAUCGAAACUGUUCAUUAUUCGUCAAAAUAGUUCACAUUUCCCUAUCUCAACUUUUCACUCACUAUCAAUUGGUGUUCAAUUGAAAUUGAUACAAGGUGGUCAAAAAAUCUAAAUUUAUAAUUUGUUUCAAUUAAAUGUCAAUUGAACACCAAUUGAUAGUGAGUGAAAAGUUGAGAUAGGGACGAAUAACAGUUUCGAAAGAAAAACAUCCUAAACUUGGAAAAUCUCGAUUUUGCACACCCUAUUUAUGUCAGUAACUUUCACUGCUAGACCCUAAGUAUGAUAAGUCGUUGAAAUCAGAUCUUAAGGGAGAAUUCAGAAAUGAAAUAAAAUAUAGGGUGUUCCAAUGGAAAAAAACAUAGCUUUGAUGUGCUGUGACCUAACGGAACACCCUGUGUAUUUCAAAGAAAUUUUAAAAUGUGAAGCUCGGUUAUCACUUCAAUUUGAAUGCAAAACUUUUUUUUGUUUCUCUCAAGACAACAGAGGUAUCGAACUCUCGAUUCUGAGUUGGCCACCCUGUACUCUAUUUCUAGGAGAACUAACUUAAAUUUUGAAUAAGCAUUUCAAGCAACUAUUCUGAACAUCUAUCUUUCCAAUCUGACCUAAAACGUCCGAAUAUCCGAAUAAAAUUAACUAAAAACAUUAAAUUAUUGUUGGUCAUAUACAGGGUAUGUCACGACGAGUUUACACUAUCUAUAUGGAGAAUCAGUCGGGAGAAAUCCAUGAAUAUACAGGGUGACAUAGAAAAAAGUACAUUUGCAUAGUGCCACACAAUAGAGGAUACUAAAAUAAGAAAAAAAGUUCCUAUGAACAUGGGUCCGCAAGGCCAUCGGUUUAAAGAUACGGGGUGUUGAAUUUUAAUGGAAAAAGGUAUUGAAGUACAAGGGCAACAAUUUGAACAUCUUCGCUCAGGGUGAUCAGAAUUCUUAAUCUUGAACCACCCUGUAUCUGUUUCGAUCAAAUAUCAAUGUUGCUACUACUUUCUAGUAGACGUGGCAACACUGCAUUGUCGAAAAUAUUUUAACUGAAGAGAACGUAUUCCAAAAUAUAAGCAUGCACAGGAUUUCUCCCGACUGAUUCUCGAUAUAAAGAUAGUGUAAGCUCGUUGUGAUAUACCCUGUAUUUCAAGAUAAUAAUUACUGUACACAUUGAAUCAUGUGAGGUGUUUUUUCAUAUAAUAACAGCGAAACUGAGAGAUGAAAAGAUACUGACAUCAGAUUCUUAUUCAUUGAGGAAACAUUGUGUGUAAUCUUUCAGAGCUUUUCCGAGGUCUCCAGACAUGUGAAAAAUGUUCAAAAGGGUUAACCUUGUUUAUUUUUAGUAUCUUAAAAGCAUUCAACCCUGAGUUUUCAUGUUUGAUAUAGAAUAUUAAAAUGCUAUUGGUGUUCCAUGUUUGACCUCGUUUUGCUUUUUUUCCAAAUUUUGAUAUAACAACUAUUUUAUAACUCAUUUGACAUUAAGAGAACUAAAAAUUGAAAAUACCGGUUGUAUUUAUUAUCUGUCCUCCACUGUUGUACUUCCUCAAGCAA
This is a messenger RNA of Phaedon cochleariae (mustard beetle), 8081 nucleotides long. Lineage: Eukaryota; Metazoa; Arthropoda; Insecta; Coleoptera; Chrysomelidae. The record is from the annotation of a GenBank genome assembly.